AUCUUCUUCUUCCCUCAAAUUGCUUUUCCUCAUCUCAAUCUUACUCACCGCCAGAGCUCAGGUGGAUCAUGCCACAAGUUUUCAGUUCAUGAACGAGGCUAGUGAAUGGUCAUGGGCAACAGCUCGGGAGGGGUCCCGUGUCCACCUUGGUCAGGGCGGUCUUAGUACCCUAACAAUUGUUUCAGAGCACACGGCCCUGUUCAUCCCUGCACAAGAGGCUGCUCCAGAAUCAUCGAAUGCAGGCGAUGAGAGUUCAAGAUCAAAGUUUUUGCACUCUUGAUUUUCCAUUUUUGGGAAUAUUGUUCCAUUCGAUUUGAUAUGGUAAUUUUUUUUCCGUUUUCUUUAAAAUGAGGUGGAUGUUUGAGUAAUUAUAUGCAUCACUCCUGUAUGUUCUAUGAUCUGCUAGACUUGCUUUGAAUCUCAAAUAUCUGAUAUAUUAUUUGCUGAAUCUGUCUGUAAGGUUAAGAAAUGAAGUCAGAGAAA
Messenger RNA from Rubroshorea leprosula, 483 nucleotides. The record is from the annotation of a GenBank genome assembly. Lineage: Eukaryota; Viridiplantae; Streptophyta; Magnoliopsida; Malvales; Dipterocarpaceae.